AGAGUGUCAGGCUUGAUGAAGGAAGUGUGUCUACAUGGAAUUGUAGCAUUGGAGGGUUCUCUGAGGUCAUCUAGUCCAGCCCCUUGCUUGGUGCAGGAAAUCCAGAGCAUAGCGACUGAAUGGCUGGCCACCCAACAUCCUCUUGAAGACCUUGAAGAGAGAACUCGUUUGUCCCCCAGCCACGAGAAAGGUCAAGAAGGUGAAGAGGGAGUCGAGCUGCAGGAAGGGGACGGCACGAACGCGGAUGAGCAGACUGCAGUGGCCAUCGCCAGCGUCCAGCAAGCCGCUUUUACAGACCACAAUAUCCAGUACCAAUUCCGCACAGAGAACAAUGGAGGACAGGUGACAUACAGAGUAGUUCAGGUGACGGACAGUCAGCUGGAUGGUCAAACAGACGCAACGGGGGCCGUCAGCGUGGUCUCGACGGCGGCUUUCGCUAGCGGCCAGCAGGCUGUUGCUCAGGCCGUGAUCCAGAACCCCUUCAGCAAUGGCGGGAGUCCAGCCACAGACGCCGUCAGUGGGGAGGCGCGGUUUGCCUACUUCCCCGCCUCCACGGUGGGGGACGCCACAGCGGUGUCGGUGCAGACGACGGAUCAGUCGCUAUCACAGGCUGGAGGCCAGUUCUACGUGAUGAUGACCCCGCAAGACGUGUUGCAGACAGGAACGCAACGUACCAUCGCCCCUCGUACUCAUCCCUAUUCUCCGAAAAUGGACGGGACGCGGACGCCGCGGGACGAGAGGCGAAGAGCCCAGCACAAUGAAGUUGAACGGAGGCGGCGGGACAAGAUCAACAAUUGGAUUGUCCAGCUCUCGAAAAUCAUUCCAGACUGCAACACAGACAACAGCAAGACGGGGGCGGCAGAAGAGGAAGUAAUGAGGGACAAACGCGGGGGCGGAGAAGCGGCGAGCAAAGGAGGCAUCCUGUCCAAAGCCUGUGAUUACAUCCGCGAACUGCGCCAAACGAACCAGCGAAUGCAGGAGACCUUCAAAGAAGCUGAAAGGCUGCAGAUGGACAACGACUUGUUACGACAGCAGAUCGAGGACAUGAAGAAUGAAAACGCCCUCCUGAGAGCACAGCUGCAGCAACAUGGGAUUGAGAUUGUGGGAGACGCCCCGGGACAGUAACAACAACACACACACCCGCGAGCUUCUUCAGGAUCUCAACCUCCAGUUCUACUGGUCCUUCUUUUGUAUAGAGAAACCCUCCUCUGAAUGAACCUUGCUUCACUCCCCCUCGCAUGGGGACCGGUCGCGGGGAGGGGGAAAAUGUUUGGGGGUGUCAGCGUCUGAUCACAUGGCCGGUUUAGUCACAGCAGCUCUUGCUACUGCUCCGAAAUAGGCCCUCUUGCCUUCGCCCCUCACCCCGACGUCUCUUCCUCUAAUCCCCCUCCACACUUUCCUUCCUCUACUUAGGAUAUAUUAAGAUUAAACAGACCUGCAUUUUUUUAUAGUAGAUUUUUAACAGAGGUUAGCCAUCUACCACCAUCCCUCCCCGGUUUCCUCCUCUGCUGGAUCUCUGGGGUGGGAAAACGCUCCCUUCUCCUCCUGAGCUUGGCUGUUUAAAAGCUGUUGGAUACCAUGUUCUCUUUCUUCUGGCACUUGUCCAUUUCUGAGUCUGCUACCAGUUGGCGAAUGGACUGAUUCUUUGGGUUAUGGCCUUGAAAAUAGGGGUGGGGUGGGGUGGGGGCUUGGUUCCUCAGGUAUGGCUGCUGAACCGAGAAAGCAGAAGUGUGGCACCUCUGAAUAUAUUCUCAGAAUAUCUUGGACACAAUCCACAGGGUUAAGUUCCCCUGGUUUUAUGACAACCUGAAACUAACGUUCCCUGUGCAAUUGUGCAUGUGCGCUUACUAACACAUUCUGUGCGCUCCUGCGCAAGAUGUGUUCAUUUCACCAUGUGCUAAAUUCAGCAACAGUUAGUGGGAACUUCCUUGUAAUCAAAUCAAUGGGAUUUAUGCUGGAUUGUGCCUUGUGAACAAGAGAGGUUGCCACUGAAUUUUGCCUGUCCUCUAACUCAAAACCCCUCUGUCGUUACACAAAAAUGUGUAUUCUUUUCCCUUUUUUUUAAGGCCCAGUGGAAUACAAUCCUAAAGCUAA
Elgaria multicarinata webbii is the source of this 2094-nucleotide messenger RNA. RefSeq names its product upstream transcription factor 2, c-fos interacting (gene USF2). Gene Ontology annotation, biological process: regulation of transcription by RNA polymerase II. The record is from RefSeq and is a predicted model, not a curated record. The transcript is spliced from 11 exons. Gene Ontology annotation, molecular function: RNA polymerase II cis-regulatory region sequence-specific DNA binding; protein dimerization activity; DNA-binding transcription factor activity, RNA polymerase II-specific. NCBI's taxonomy places the organism in Eukaryota, Metazoa, Chordata, Lepidosauria, Squamata, Anguidae. The coding region runs from base 16 to 1125 and encodes 369 amino acids.